This is a messenger RNA of Punctularia strigosozonata HHB-11173 SS5, 2256 nucleotides long. RefSeq lists its product as uncharacterized. Lineage: Eukaryota; Fungi; Basidiomycota; Agaricomycetes; Corticiales; Punctulariaceae. Gene Ontology annotation, biological process: nucleoside diphosphate catabolic process. Bases 1 to 2256 code for a protein of 751 amino acids. The record is from RefSeq and is a predicted model, not a curated record. Gene Ontology annotation, cellular component: membrane. Gene Ontology annotation, molecular function: nucleoside diphosphate phosphatase activity. The transcript is spliced from 2 exons.
AUGCCGCCUCCCACUGCUGGCGACCCAUGGCUUACUUCACGCCGCUUUGGGGUCGUCAUUGAUGCUGGUUCAUCUGGAUCUCGACUUCAAAUAUACAGCUGGAGAGACCCUCGAACGGUUAGGCUGGAACACGGGGAUGCGGUUGCGUUCCAGCUACCGCAGGUGGAGAAGGGCGCGAAGGAUGGGGACUCUUGGGUGCGCAAGGUGGAACCUGGAAUAUCAACUUUCGGAGACCACCCUGAAGAAGUCGGUGAAUACUUGAGGCCGCUGCUCGAGCAUGCCCAGUUCCAAAUUCCGCCCUCAUUGCACGCCGAAACACCCCUUUUCCUGCUCGCGACUGCGGGGAUGCGGCUGCUUACUCAAGAGCAGCAAGUUGGCGUACUGAAGGAAACCUGCACGUUUUUGAAGUUUCAUUCUAAUUUCCGAAUCGACGAUCCUUCGGACGUUGGGCCAUGCGGGUCUAGUGUGCGCAUCAUCACGGGAGAGGAAGAGGGACUCUUCGGUUGGAUCGCGGUCAACUACCUCAUGGACGGUUUUACUGCCUCCGAUGAUAAACCAACGACAUACGGUUUCCUUGAUAUGGGCGGCGCCUCUACGCAAAUCGCUUUCGAGCCCAGUCCAGCGGAACGUGCCCAGACGAAGAACCUCAUACCGGUUAGGCUGCGCUUGCUAGGCGGAAGAGAUAUCCACCACGAAGUUUUUGUGACGACAUGGCUCGGCUACGGUACCAACCAGGCUCGUGAACGCUACGUCGCCAAAGCCAUUGACGAAUAUGAAGCAAAACGUCCCCCGGGCUCGCCUCAUGGCUCUUCUACAGAAGGGGAGCUGAUCGAGGACCCAUGCUUACCCAAGGACCUACAGCUUACUGAAACGCCUGUUCACGUUGACCCUGUUUCCGAUGCUCACGUCAAUAGACCUCAUACACUGGUCGGCACCGGCUCCUUCGAACAAUGCCUCGAAAAGGCGCUACCUUUGCUUAAUAAGGCUGCCCCAUGUCCUGACUCCCCGUGCCUCUUCAACGGUGUUCACGUCCCACCGAUAGAUUUCUCUGUCUCGCAUUUCAUUGGCGUGUCGGAAUACUGGUACUCAUCAGAGCAUGUCUUCAAUCUUGGCGGGGCCUACGACUUCGUCCAGUACGAACGCGCCGCCUCCGAGUUCUGUGCUCACGACUGGCAGGCCAUCGUGAAGGAACACGAGGCACAACGGUCUCGCGGUCAGGAUCGCAAGGCGCACGACGGACAGUCGAUCCAGAUGGGCCAGUGGGAUGAGAGCGUCAAUCUGCAGCGCCUCCAGAUGCAGUGCUUCAAGGCCGCAUGGGUGGCCAAUGUCCUCCACGAUGGCAUCGGCAUGCCUCGUAUAGUGGAUGCUGGUGGCAACGUCACCUCGGGCGGCGAUCACAAGGACGUAGAGCAGCAUGCGCAGACCAAGGGGUUGGGGAGACCGAUGUUCCAAUCCGUGGACAAAGUCGGUGACGUGGCUAUUAGUUGGACCUUGGGGAAGAUGGUGCUGGAGGCAAGCAAGGAGGUGCCGCCUAUUUCGAGCGACGUCAAGCCGCUGGUGGAUCCCUUGGAUGACCUCGCCGACUCUGAGCACUCUCCCAUACGGCCCAUUCGACCCUUCCUGGACUUCGACGCAAUUGAAGACUCGAUAUCAGAUCAUCUGCCCACCGUGCUGACUCGACAAUCACUGGGUUUCUCGUUCAUCGCCUUCUUUUUUUACGUAGUGAUGAUUAGCGUGAUGCUUGCCCUAAUCGUACGGUUGAGGCACCGGAUCCGCAGAGCCGUACGGCGCUUCCGGCGUAAACGCGAUUACUACGCUGAGGCAUACGGAAUGGAAGAAGGCCGAGGACUCAAUGGCUCGCCAUCGGUCUCGCGUCCGCCGUCUCCGUCUGUCAAGUCAUCGGCACGGGCUUUGUGGCGUCGGUUCCAUCACUUCCUUUUCCCCUCGUUGCGGAGGCCGUCCCAUCUGACGGUGGGUAUGCAGAAGCUAGGCGCUCGGCCGCCCAAUGCGUCGCCUGUCCGAAUGUCGCCGAUUAGAUCCCAUUCCAUGCCCAUGGUGCUCAAUGCCCUGGGACCUGCGGGGAUCACUCCACAGCAGCCCGUGCCGCGCCCAAUGACGCCGUCUUCCCCAAACAUGCACGGCAAGGACGCGCUCUCCUUCGCGAGCUCCCGCAACUCCUCCCAGAUUAGUCUGAGCACCUUGAUGCCGACCAGAGCCGGCGCACGAUCGAAUGGUGCGCUCACGCCCACGCGAUGA